GAGGCGGUCUGGGGUGAAAGAAGUACGCGUUCAGUACCAAAAUCGAGCUGACAAAUUGCAGACACGGUCGAGUGCGCAUCGGAACGGCGCUUUACGGCUUACGGGUUACGGUUUACGGUUUACGGUUUACGGAACUGCGGAUUUGCGGAACACGGGGUUGCGGCUCUCUUACGGUUGCGCUAACGGUUGCGUGGGGCGUGCGCCUGAUUACCCGACUACCAAAUAGCGAGAUACCAAUUCAAGUGUCGCAAGUUCAAGUGCGAUUUGGCAAAUUGCUGGAAUUCUAUAUAAAUCGAAGUGCUUCUCAAGUGGCCAAGUGAUCGCAUUGCGAGGAUGUUGCAGCACCAUCAGCAGCAGGCUCAAUCGGGUGGCUACUACGAUCACUACAAUCAGUCGCCCAGUCCGGGCAGCCUGACAAACGCGGAUGCCCUGAAUACCACUCCGUUUUCGGUCAAGGAUAUACUGAACAUGGUCAAUCAAACGGAGGCCUACGAAGGCUCCUACGGACAUCUAGACGGCGCGGCGACUGCCUCGGCGCUCUUCGGCGCCGGUGAGUACCAGCAUCCCCAUCAGUACCUCAACCACCAACAGCAUCAGCAAUCCGAGCUGCCGAUCCCGCAGCAGCAACUGCAUCACCAGCACUUGGAUGAUGGCACCACCACCUCGGCGUCCCUAUCGCCGCUCUUGCCACCCCCGCCGCACCAGCUGUACGGCGGAUACCAGGACUACGGAAUGCCCGCCCACAUGUUCCAGCACCAUCAUGGACAUCCCCACCAGAGCUUCCAGCACUCGGCCUCGGCCUACAACAUGUCCGCCUCGCAGUUCUACGCCGGAGCCUCGGCCACGGCCUACCAGACUCCCGCCUCCUACAACUACAACUACGCCGGAUCCGGAGAAGUGUACGCCGGAGCCACGCCCUCGGCGGUGGGCAUCAAGAGCGAGUACAUACCCACGCCCUACGUGACGCCCUCGCCCACCCUGGACCUCAACAGCUCCGCCGAGGUGGACAGCCUGCAAGCUCCGACGCAGAAGCUCUGCGGCAAUCCCCUGACGCAGCGGCUCAUGGAGACCGCUAGCAACUCGUCCUCCCUAAGGAGCAUCUACAGUGCCGAUGAAGGCGCCAAAAAGAAGGAUAACAGCCAGGUUACCUCCUCGCGUUCCGAGCUGCGGAAAAACAGCAUCAGUGGGAACAGCAACCCAGGGAGCAACAGUGGUUCCUCCAAGCCCAGGAUGAAGCGAAAGCCUCGGGUGCUGUUCUCCCAGGCACAGGUACUGGAGCUGGAAUGUCGCUUUCGGCUGAAAAAGUAUCUGACGGGUGCGGAGCGCGAGAUAAUCGCCCAAAAGCUCAACCUGUCGGCCACCCAGGUGAAGAUUUGGUUCCAGAAUCGCCGCUACAAAUCGAAACGUGGCGACAUCGACUGCGAGGGCAUCGCCAAGCACCUCAAGCUGAAGUCCGAGCCACUCCACUCGCCCACAUCUCUGCCUCCCCCGAUUCCCAACCACGUGAUGUGGCCCCCAACCAUGCAGCAAUCGCAGCAGCAGCAGCAUCAUGCACAGCAGCAGCAGAUGCAGCACAUGUAGUAUGCAGCUCGCAGGACGAAGGAUUCGAGUCUCUAAUUUAUUGCAGUUUCAAGCAGAAUACAAGUUGUAGUGUAAGGAAAACGCCUCAUAGCUCUAGUACUUUGUUUUAUGUAUAUAUUGGACAAUAAAUAAAGCUUAAGA
Molecule: messenger RNA, 1722 nt
Organism: Drosophila erecta
Lineage: Eukaryota; Metazoa; Arthropoda; Insecta; Diptera; Drosophilidae
Product: muscle-specific homeobox protein tinman
Exons: 3
Coding region: 334-1581 (415 amino acids)
Biological process (GO): regulation of transcription by RNA polymerase II; cell differentiation
Cellular component (GO): nucleus
Molecular function (GO): RNA polymerase II cis-regulatory region sequence-specific DNA binding; DNA-binding transcription factor activity, RNA polymerase II-specific
Source: RefSeq, a predicted model, not a curated record